GGUCCCAGUAGCAAGAUGUGUUCUUUAAACCGGACCUUGUCUCUGUCUGUGUUCCCCAGGGAACCUGCUGCCAGCCUGGAUGCCACGGUGGACUAUGUUAAGUUCUCCAGAGAUCAGUUCAUUCUGGACUGCCCUUCAGAGAAACUUCGCAGAGAGCUGGAGGAGGAACUGAAGAUGAACUGUGAGGAGCCGAGAAGCCACGCAUGGUACCAUGGAGCAAUUCCCAGACAGGUUGCAGAAAACUUGGUGCAGCGUGAUGGAGAUUUCUUGAUCCGCGAUUCACUGUCCAUCCCAGGAAGUUAUGUUCUGACCUGCCAAUGGCGAAAUGCUGCCCAGCACUUUAAAAUCAACAAGAAGGUAGUGAUGUUGAAUGAAGCCUACUCCAGAGUCGAGUACCGGCUAGAAAGAGAGGGGUUUGACAGUGUCCCUGCACUUAUUAGAUACUACGUCGGCAAUAGAAAACCUGUCUCACAGGUGGUAGGAGCCAUUAUCUUCCAGCCAAUCAACAGAGGCCUUCCGCUACGCUGCUUGGAAGAAAAGUACGGAUUAUCCAGCACUCAUCGAGAGGCGCUUAUGGCACAAGAGAGACGCCAGAAACGUCUCAGCCUCAACAUUACCAAUGGACACGCACACGACAACACACACUCUACACAGGACAGCACAAACUGUCAGGACAACGGCAUGGGCCGAGGCACCCAGCUCAGGUUGAAGGAUCGCUGUGGCAGCCAACCAGCAAGUCUCAAUCAGGUCCAGGAGAGGCGACGGCCACUCAAGGCACACCAAUCAGAGAGCUUCUUACCUCUUGGAUCCAAAGCCCAGCCCCAGCAGCUUGCUGACCCACUCCUCCCCAGCCCUAACCCUAAGUCUCCAGUGUUUCGGACAGGCAGUGAGCCGGUACUGAGCCCCUCUGUCCCACGGAGAUCAGCAGAGCUUCUGGCAGGUCAGGCCAUCCGGGGCUCUGACAGCCAGCUGUGUCCUAAACCGCCACCCAAACCCAGCAAAGUGCCGCUGGCUCGACUGCCUCGCUCCCCCUGCCUUCAGCCCCUGGUUCCCCCCAACAGCUCCUCCAACCACACAGACUCCUCCUCAGGUGGAGUCACAGCAGGCCCUCCUGUUCCUCCAGUGAAGCCUCUGAAGUUUCAGCAUCAGCUCCUCCCUGCAGACUCCCGCAGCUCCUCCACUUCUGUAGUUUCACCUCCUGAACUGCUUCAGUAUCCAGAUUCAGAGGGAAUAACAGGACGGACUGAACGGCUGCAGCCGAGCCCUGUAGACCUGAGGUCCUGCAGCCCGCUGGAGUGGGAGGAACCAAACUCACUAAACUCCAUCACAGACAACGCUCUCGAGCUUCAGCCACCGCUCUGCAGCUACGUGGAGAGGCUGAGGAGAGACGGGGAGAGAGGGAGAGAGGAGGAGGGGGAGGAGAAAGAAGCAGGAGGACGGAGAGGGCUGGACAGAAGCUCCUACCAUCACGCAAUUGCAGCUUUAGAGAACACCAGCGAAGAAGAGGAGGAUGAUGCAGGGAGGGAUGAAGAGGAGGAUAAGAGGAGGAGCAGUUUCCAGCGGCCGGUCAUGGAGACAGAGUCGACAUUCAGACCGGCAGACUUCGGAUCUCGACUUCUGCCGCCAGAAAACAAACCACUGGAGAUGGUGGUGCUGAAGAGAGCGAAGGAGCUGCUGCUCAGCCACAAUCACCAUAGUAUAGCCAGACACCUGCUGAUAGCUGACUGCCAGGUUGCGAGGAUACUCGGAGUGACUCCGGAUCUUAAAAGUCAGAUGGGCGUGUCCUCUGGUCUGGAGCUGGUGACGCUGCCACACGGUCGCCAGCUGAGACUGGACCUGAUGGAAAGACACCACACCAUGGCGAUAGGUGUUGCCGUGGAUAUUCUGGGAUGUACGGGCAGCGUGGAGGAGCGGGCGUCCACGUUAAAUCGCAUCAUCCUGGUUGCAUUGGAGCUAAAGGACACAGUGGGCGACCUGUUUGCUUUCACAGCCCUGAUGAAAGCUCUGGACCUGCCGCAGAUCAGCCGUUUGGAGGAAACAUGGACGACUCUGCGGAGGAACUACACACAGACCGCCAUCAGCUACGAGAAAAUACUCAAACCUUUCUACAAGAAUCUGUAUGAAGGCACAGCAGCCUCCUCUCCAUCAGUGGUCUGUGUCCCCUUCCUGCUGCCACUCCUCACUUUGAUGGAGCGUCCCUCAGUCACACCUGAGGGGGCGGAGCUCUGGGAGACCAGUGACCAGGGCUGUGACAUCAUGCUGCGCCACCUGGAGGCUGCACGUGACGUCGCACACAACGCACACAACUACACCGACAAUGCUCAGAGGAUCUUACAAGGGUUUCAGACUGAUGAAGACCUGCUGGAGGUGUUUAAAACAGACUUUCAGCUGCGGCUGCUGUGGGGAAGCCGAGGAGCUUCAGUCAACCAAUCAGAUCGCUACAACAAAUUUAACCUCAUCCUCACUGCGUUGUCACGGAAACUGGAGCCUCCACCCAAAACACAGACCUUAAUCUAACUUCAUCUGAGCAACAACAACACACACAGACUCACUCUAAACCUAAUAAAACUGAGAAAAACAACGUCUGGUGGAUCAGAAACUGUCUGCGAUGAAGGGAAGAUGAGAAAAAAAACAAAAAAACAAACAAAGCAGGGAGUGAUUGGAGGCAGCAUGAGGAUACAGCUCCUGCAGCUGUAGUUGCCCAGAACCCACUGAACUCAACACUACUCAGCUGUUUUCCACACAGACUCAAAAACUGAUGCCACGAGAGCAACAACCAGACGAGAGCCAGCUCGGAGUUAUCAUAUUUCUCCAGACUUUUUUAUUCAUUUAACCUGUUUCACCAUCCUCUGGCCUUGGCGGCGCUACUUUCAGUGUGUUUUAGUCUGUAUCUGACUCAGUCUUCACACAAUCCAGACAAAUUACACACUGUUUGAAAGCUCUAAGUCUCCUGAUUCUGUCUGUACAAAACAUUUCAGGAUCAUAGAACUGCAACAGUGGUUGACGCAGAAUUGUGGCAAUGUCUCCAAAGAGUUUUCCAGUUUGCCUCUGUAACUUUGGUUCAGUAACUCUCAUACUCAUUCUGACUUUUUAAGUGAAGUUAAAUAACACACAGGCUAUAACUGUAUUUUAAUGUUAGUAGCCUUGAAACAUUUUCUGAGAUGUUUUUUCAUCAAAUCAGCAGAUGACAAAGAGGAUCUACAACAAGUAUUUUUUGCUACAUUCACAGGAGCAGAAAAUCAGAUACUUGCAAAAAACACUUUCUGAACAUGUGCAAAUGUAGCCCCAAGUGUCUUUUUUUCUCUCAUAGUCUGGGUUUGUACAGAAACACAAAAGCAUCUGACAAAUAAAAAAUAUGACUUUGUGCAUAAAACCACAAGAACUGAUCUUCUGUUAUCAUGUGAGAGACUAAAGCUGUACAUAUUUGAAGCAUUAGCAUGUUAAUAAUAGACUGUACAUAUUUUCUGUAGAAGUCUGACUGUAAAAAAGAUGUUGAUGAAUUUUAAUGUUUAUAUUAUUAUGAACUAUGGUGGUUAAGAUUUAAUAAAUAUCGUGUAUGAUCUGUA
Molecule: messenger RNA, 3566 nt
Organism: Lates calcarifer (barramundi perch)
Lineage: Eukaryota; Metazoa; Chordata; Actinopteri; Centropomidae
Gene: bcar3
Product: BCAR3 adaptor protein, NSP family member
Biological process (GO): positive regulation of peptidyl-serine phosphorylation; small GTPase-mediated signal transduction
Molecular function (GO): phosphotyrosine residue binding; guanyl-nucleotide exchange factor activity
Source: RefSeq, a predicted model, not a curated record